AUGCCUUCUGGCUCUGCCGAUCCGGAUGAUAUAGGGGUUUCCAUUUUCAGGGAAAUCAAGCAAAGUUGCGUAGAUCUUUCACAGGUCACAUUUGCACCGCCGGAGACCUUUACGUCGAGGGAACUAGUGGAUGCCCUGAAACAGCUUGAUUCCAGGCUAACACGGGUCAUUGAUAGCUCGCAGGAUGCAAAAUCUCAUGGAAUUCCCACAAGUCUUGCGGACUACAUUUUCGUACCAAUAGCGUACUUGCUGAAGCGCCCCGUCAUUGAGGAGACGGAGUUGGAAUAUACAUUGUCGAUUAUCAAGACGCUUAUCAAAAGGUGUUGGGCAUUUCCAGGAUCCCUUCAAAUGGAGCUGGCACAGCAGCUUAUGCCAUUGAUUACAUUUCUUAUUGGCGGAAAGCCAAACUUAGAUGUGAAUGGAUUUCCUGAGCAUGCUGAUGAGACAAUAUUGAACGGAAUUGACUGUCUCCAGAAUCUACUAGUUGGCAUCAAGAACCAAGGUUCCAAAUACUCGGACAGGUUCUUAAACGAUCCCAAAAAUAUGCCUUCUAUGGGACAUAUGGUCACCGUGCUGCUGGUGUUUGUUCAAAAAGGACAAUCUAUGAAAAUUCAAGUUAAAAGCUUGGAAGUUUUAGAUGAUCUGUUCAAGAUGUUCCAUGAUGGCGAAAUCCUAUCCUUUAUGCUACCUGGAGUUGUCUCAGCGAUCAGUAAAGUUUUGAAGCAGAAAACACGUCAGAAGGUGGUUGCAAAAUCACUGGACUUGCUGACCACCACUAUAUGCUUUGUUUUCGACGACUUCGAUUUAGGAAUUGAGACAACGCGUAAAGUGGAAACCCUUGACGACGUCAAAGAGCAGGAAGUGGGCGUUGAACAUAGCUUUCAGGUUACAAUUUCUACCUCUGAUGAUAAAAGACUGCACAGAAAUACUAGCUGGCUGAAGGCUACCAUUUUUCAGCUUCAGAAGGCGUUCAAGAUAAUCUUGAAACUAAAACACCGCAUUGAUGUAAAGGAGCCAUAUUUCAAGCUUUGCUCGUCUAUGAUGAGCCGCUGUUUUUUAUCCUGUUCACUUUUGAUGCCGCAAAUACUUGAUUGUUUAGCGCAACUGUGCGACGAUGAGGACUGUUACGCGAAUUUUACGGAAGUCUUAGCUUUCAAUUCUCAUGUUCCAGAGAUCCUCAAAUUGAUAGAGCUGGAACUGGAGAACGGAAUUGGGAUGAUAAACACGGCUCUGAGCUCACCCGAUUCUUCUAAGGGCGUCGGACUAUUUAAGAAAUUUUCUUUCUACUUAUCAGUGCUGUCAGAAUUUGAGUGGAAUUAUUCAGCACUAGGAGAGAAGUUGAUAUUUACUCUCCAAAACGAGCUGAGACUUCUCAAUAGAAAGAGGAGACAACCAAAGCCGGUGGAAGUAUCGUACGGCAAUGAGCUCCUUUCGAUAGUCCUGACUUCUAAUUUCGAUGUGUCUGAAAAAGUGUGGCCCUUGAACGACGUCCUCGAUGCGGAUGUAGAGAAAUCUCUGAUGAACAUGCUCUCAUUUUUAGGACAAAGAGGGUCAAGUUUUUUACAGCAUAUCUUAUUUGAUCUGCCAGUGAUAGAUUCGGUUGAUUUGGCACUGGCGGAAUCUAUGUCUUUAUGGCUUGUCAUGGGUUCAGUGCAGAAGACGACGAGACUGCAUCAUGAAGAAUAUCUUAUCGAUGACUACAAAGACAACAGCUCUACUGAAGUCACCUACAACCUUUUGGAGAAAGCUGGGGAGCUUUUGAGUUUUACUGCUAUCCAUGAAGAGCCUGCCCUUACUAAGGCAACGAUAAUCGGGUUGCAAUGUAUCGGGAAGGCGUGCGACGUACUUGGGAAUGAUUUCCAGUCGGAACUUGUCGAUUACCUUUACCCGGUGGUAGACAACCUUGCAUCUCCCAAUGACUUGAUUCGUUUGCAAGCCCAGAAAGUGAUAUUGAAGAUUGCUCGCCAGCUGUACGAAGGCUCAGUCGAAAGACUUAUUUCGGAAAAUUGCGACUAUCUAGCGGACAAACUCUCAAUCAACAUGACUGGCGAAACCAUUACGCCUCGAACUCCCAUGAUCGUGGGGGUCCUGGUCAAAAUUGGAGGGAUACAGCUAGUAUCGCAAUUGGAUGAUAUAAUAGCUACUAUAUUCACACUGCUUGAUCUCUAUCAUCAAUAUGCCACUCUCUGUGAAGGUUUCUUUUUUGUAUUUGGUCAGAUCAUUGAUCAGAUCUAUAAAAGUGUCCUCUCCGGUGUGAGUUUGAAAGAUAUCGAACAGAAUUCUGAGGAUGUGAAUGUGCUUUAUCCAGAACCAUGGGGCUUAAGAAAUAUUGAGCAGGUUUUUGAAUUCGUUGAAAAACAGGCUGAAAUUCCGGAUUACGAUCACGAGAUUGAGGAUGAAGUAGUUGAGGAAUCGAUAAAGAAGGAUAAAAUGCUUGAUGUGGACAGCGACGAUGAAUCAGACACCGAAAUGAAAUCAGUUAUUUCAUCUCCGGAAGACGACACAAAAUGGACAUCACAAGUUUCACCAAAGGAGUAUAAAAUUCUAACGGAUAUUUUGCAGUACAGCGAACGGUUGUCCAAACACCGUUCUGUCAGAAUAACAGACAUUUCAUUAGGCCUCAUAAAUAAACUGAUACCCAUUCUGGCUACUGAGAGAACGAAAUUUUUCCCCAUUGUUGCUUCCAUUUGGCCUACAGCGGCCAGUUUCGUUACUAAUGAUGAUCCCAAGCUGGCAAGUUCAGCAUUGAGCGUAGUUCAUACGCUGAUAAGUUACGCCAAUGUGUUUCUAACAAAUAGGUUUUGUGACUUGGCAAAGCUCCUAAUCACGAAAUAUGAUAAGCUGAUAAAAAAACAUCAAUCACUCUAUAGAAGGCGGAGAGAGAAUGCAACGAAAAGUAUUGUGAACAAAACUAGCACUACCACUAAUUUUGAAGACAGAAUAUUCCAACAGUUAGCUGUGCUCUGCAAGACAGCUCUGCUCAAGCUUGGCCGGUCUUUACCACUAGAAACUGCUCUGGACAUUGCCCGUGUGGCAUGUCUUUAUGAUGACGAUGAGACACAUUAUGCAUUUUACGACGAUGUUGUAUACUAUCUGAAAAAUAAGGUCUAA
Messenger RNA from Ogataea haglerorum, 3111 nucleotides. RefSeq lists its product as uncharacterized. Lineage: Eukaryota; Fungi; Ascomycota; Pichiomycetes; Pichiales; Pichiaceae. The coding region runs from base 1 to 3111 and encodes 1036 amino acids. The record is from RefSeq and is a predicted model, not a curated record. Gene Ontology annotation, biological process: chromatin remodeling. Gene Ontology annotation, cellular component: cytoplasm. The transcript has a single exon.